GAGAAUAAAAUGUGUGAAAUAUGGAUCUAUCAAAUGCUGGAAAAUUGCCUAGGUAACAAAUAAACAACAGGAUCAUGAUUACUGUCGAGUAUUACUUAUAUUUUUCGAAUACAUAAACCUGGUUUCAAUUUCAACAUGUCCGAUAUCGCGGAAAAUCUUCUCAUACAGUAUUAUGGAUUGUCCACGAAAUCGGAAACUGAAAAAUUUCUAUCAAUUCAUGAAUGCGUGAGCAAUGUGGAGAAUGACGUAGAGAAAUUGAUUGGCGAACAAUCGACAGUGGAUACAGCAAACGACAAUGACACGUCCAAAGAAACGGAAGAACAGGAAAACGAUGUUGAGAACGAGGAAAGAAAUUCCGAAACUGAUAUUCCGACGAGAUCCUCUCGAACAUUAGAAUGGGAAGAAUUAGAAGACGAUGAAAAAACUUCAUCUAGUUUCGAUAUUAUUUUCGGAGAAAAUACAGUGAGCAAUUUAUAUGAAAAUACCAAUGCUUCUUCUGGCAAAGAGAAACAAGAUCUUAUCUUACACAAUGCCAGAGCCAUCAUUUUAGAACCAGAAGACAACGAAGGAAACGAUUUAUAUCUCUCACUUAACGAAGACGCAUUGCCGGAUAGUGCUUCAGAUGUUUCCUCAAUAACGGAAGAGAAAAAAACGAAGAAGUCUCCAAAUACAAGUAUCUCACCCUCGACGCCACCGCCAAAUAAAUCUCAAAUAUACAACGAAAACUUUGUAGAUUUAACGAGUGCUGGUCUUACAUCGUUUCCCAUUGAAGUGAUCGAAAAAUAUCCUACAAUACAAAUGCUAUAUUUAGAAAAUAAUAAUCUCUCCGAGCUUCCUAAAGAGCUUUUCGUUUCUUUGUCAUAUUUGCAAUGGCUAGACGUUAGAAAUAAUCAAUUGACAAAUUUACCUACGAGUAUUCGAUCACAUCCUUCGCUGGAAAGCAUUCUGUUACAAGGAAAUAAAUUCGAAAAAUUGCCAUUAGAACUCUGCCUGGUACCAAAACUUAAAAUACUCAAUGUAGCACAUAAUCCUAUCAUUACACCUCCAAAGGAUAUUAUAGCUCUUGGAUGUUCGGGUAUUCUCAACUACCUCCGAACUGAAUGGAAUAAAUUGCAUCCGGAUGAGCCUGCGAUAUCUGUGGAGCGAAAAAUUGAACCAAAAUUAUCAACAAUUUUGUGUUAUCAAUCUCCUCACCAAAAACGUCGAAAAUUGUCAAAAAUUUCACAGCGAGCAUCGAAAAGCACCAAUGAUAUCGGUUCGUUCAAGGGCGUUUCGGUCAGGAAGAGGAGCAGAGCUUACAAACCCAGUAAUAGAUGCGAGAAUAAAGGAAUCAAUAUUGCUAUGGAACAGCAGAUGCAAUGGAUGUCUAAAGCGAGAGAAUUAUUCAAUGCACAAUCGGCAACAAUUCAAAAAAUUAAAGAUUCGGACGCUAUAAAAGAAUGGAGACGUGAUAAACGAAGUUUCAGUAAAAGUAUGGAGAAAGUAUCGAGAAGAAAUGAAGACGAUAUUCCAUUCGCAAUCAACAUCAUAGAUUAUCCUGCGAUACGGAAACAACCACAAAAAGCGAAAGAAAAUGCGAAUAACCAGACAUAUGAAAAAUUAAGAUUUGCUGCAUCAGUAAAUAUAAAUAACAAGAUUCAAGAAUUACUAGGAUCCUUCCAAAAAUUUGAAAUUACGGAAUCUUCAGAAAUAUUGACACCUAAAUCCAAACAAAAAUACCUACAAACCAAGAUUCAAAAGCUCUCACAAUUUCAAAAAGAAGUUCAAAAUCUAAAAAGAUUCAACGAAAUUCUAUCAGCUCCAAUGAAUUCUCCAAACAAUUAAUCUCAAUGUUUUCUGAUUUUUAUUCAAAGAUGUUAUACUUUUACAUUACUAUUCAUAGAAAAUUCCAAGCUUAGUCAGUCUUGAGGUAUUUAUUUAAAUAAAACAGUAUUAAUCACACACGCAUAUUACAAUAUCAAUUUCAUGCCCAGUUUCGGAAGCACUUAUCGAGGCUAUUGGACAGACAUAUUUCUGUUAAUAUUAUAAGAAACAAACUUCUUAAGAAAAUUGGAUUUUUGCAUUAUAUUCCACAAAUAUAUCAUAUAUAUUAUCAAUGUACAUGUGGUAAAAAAAUAUUAAUAAAAGUGAGUGUUCCAUGUGUAUUUCUAAAGUAUUUACAAAAAUUAUUAGAAUGAAAAGAAUUCACACGGGUUCUUUCCAAUCCCCUCAUCAGUGCAUUCGAUUCUUUGCUGUUAUCGUUAUAUUCAGUAUAAAAAUUCUAAAAGCCAUUAUCUUUCUCACCAGCAAAUAUAUGUGCGAUAAUCACAAAUGUUUUUUUUUUCUUUUUGUACAUGGCACUUAAUCAAGUUUCAUAACAAAGUUUGCAUGUAUGUAUUGCAUAGAAUUCUCUUAAAACAACAUAGUAAAUUAUUAUUAUAAUCAGUACCAUCGGAGGCAAAUAAUCUAUCUCAUGAAAGCAAAUAAUCUAUAUCUGUUGUGAUUAGUUUUUUUAAUUCUGUACAUUUCGUACAUUUUAAUGCAUUUAGCUUGUACAGAGAGAUAUAAAAAAGGAUCAACUUAUUAAUAUCUUAGUAAAGAUAUGAUAAAAAUGAAUUAUAUAUAUAUAUAUAUAUAUAUAUAUAUAUAUAUAUGUAUAUGUAUAUAACGUGCGUUAUUGUUUACAUUAUAAUACUGCGCUUUCUAUUUUGCAUUUGCUUGUGGUGUUACUUGUGAUAUAAGAAAAUCUUUUUUCUACAAUGAUUAAUAUAUUUAAUUAAUAAUGUAUUUUC
Cataglyphis hispanica is the source of this 2771-nucleotide messenger RNA. RefSeq names its product E3 ubiquitin-protein ligase LRSAM1-like. The transcript has 12 exons. NCBI's taxonomy places the organism in Eukaryota, Metazoa, Arthropoda, Insecta, Hymenoptera, Formicidae. The coding region runs from base 136 to 1824 and encodes 562 amino acids. The record is from RefSeq and is a predicted model, not a curated record. Gene Ontology annotation, molecular function: protein binding.